Messenger RNA from Cuscuta epithymum, 1358 nucleotides. The record is from the annotation of a GenBank genome assembly. NCBI's taxonomy places the organism in Eukaryota, Viridiplantae, Streptophyta, Magnoliopsida, Solanales, Convolvulaceae.
CUCAUACUCCGUGAAUUUUAUUUUAUUCCCUCCUAGCAUAAGAACAUACAUACAAUUACGAUUGGUUAACAAUCAAGAACAAAAUCAAAUGUUGGUGUUGAUAUUAAGCAAGGAAUGGAGUGAAGAUUUGUGUUCGUAUAGAACACCGGAAGGAAAGACAUUAGAGAUAUAUGGAGGCCGGCCGCUACAAAUCUGGAAGAUCGAAGAGGUUUGCUACGGCCAUGGGAUGGAAAACGAUUUUGUGUCGUGCCAAUCAUGUAUUGUUCGGGGCCUAUGGGCGGAAUCUUAUAAACUCACAGAAUUGCUACAGUAAUCGGAUGAACGGGGAGAGCUCCGGUGAUGUUGGAUACAUGGGGAGACAACAAUGAAGGUGUAGACCAAGAAGCUUUGAAUGACUUGAGUGGAUCUUCCUUUCUUGAUUUUUUGGUGUUUUUUCGAAAUUAAAAGGGUUGUCUGUUUGACAGACAACUUGUAAGUGCAGUAUCUGUCUGUCUGUAAUUGAUGGUUAAUUGUUUUUCAUUUAAUUUGAGUUGUCUGUAUUUGUUUUGAGUUGUCUGUAUGUAAUUUGUGAUGUUUAUUUUUUGAGAUGUAAUUAGUAUAACGAGACAGACAUUAAAUAUACACAUACAGACAUAAGUACACACAUACAGACAUUAGUUUAUUGUGAAUUACCAUUUUGACAUAUGUUUCAUAAAAAAGACAGACAAUACAUAUAACUAGACAGACAAUAAAGAUAACAAGACAGACAUUAUUUUUCACCACAAAUUACUUACAACUCACAAUGAAAUGACAAACAACUAAAUAUGAGUUACAGACAACUUCACGACUUUUACAGACACCUCACAACAACAUGGCAGACAAGUCAUUACAGACAACUCAAAACAAAUACAGACAACUAAUAAACAAUUAAAUAUCAAUUACAGACAUUUAUUUUUCAAAGGACAGACAACUUCACGACUCUUACAGACACUGCACUUUCAAGUUGUCUGGCAGACAGACAACCCCUUUUAUUUCCAAAAUACAUAAAAAAUCAAGAAAACAAAAUCAAGAAAAGAAGAUAUGUUGCUCAAGUUAUUCAAAGCCUCUUGGUAUGUCUUCGUUGUUGUCUUCCCUUGAGGUUGCAUCCGAAAUGGCAACCGACAUAGGUCCGCCGUCGGCAACCGGCGUAGGGCCGCCGUCGGCAAGGUCACCGGUGGAAGAGGGGAUAAGCAGGAGAAGAUCGGAGGUUGGAGGGGAGGUGAUGAUAAAAAUGGGAAGUUUUAAAGAAGGAGAAAGAUAUUGAAAUGGAGAAGAAAGGGGAAGGGAGGGGGGGUGCGUGAAAAAGAGGAGAGGGAGGGAGGAAGAGAGGUGGGGGUGCA